This is a messenger RNA of Branchiostoma floridae (Florida lancelet), 775 nucleotides long. RefSeq lists its product as uncharacterized. The record is from RefSeq and is a predicted model, not a curated record. Lineage: Eukaryota; Metazoa; Chordata; Leptocardii; Amphioxiformes; Branchiostomatidae. The transcript is spliced from 2 exons. The coding region runs from base 35 to 649 and encodes 204 amino acids.
GUUUUACAUUUUCAAUGGUGCUGCGCUCGCGCUAAUGGAGCGGUCGCUACGUGACGGAACGGAUCCCGACGAAGGUGAGAUCUGUCGAGUUGACCCAGCAUUUCCCAACAAAAGCAAGCUCUCCAGGACGGGCCGCGUACAAAAAUGGAGGGAAAUCAAAUCUAAACUGGUCCUGGGUGAGGACUUUGUGGCGCAUUGUGACACCCCAAAUCACAGACUACCGGCGAGAAAAGACAUCGAACGCAUUUUCCAGGACAGUCACCUAACAGCGCAUCCCGAGUCUGCGAUUCACCAGUCAUGGCGGGAGACAUGGAAAUCGAUAUCGUCGGUGUAUCAAACAAAUGUCAAGAAGUUUGGGAUCACAAGAGUAGUACCGAGUAGUACACAGAACACAGACAGCCAAACAACCAACAGAAAGACCACCAGACAACCGGACAAGCAAGCAAAACAUCGGAAGAAGAUAAAACAGACCCACAAAUGUAUUGUCUUGCCAGGAGAGCACCACGGCAAGUUCAAACGCGCCCGUUGCGACAACUGUGGAACGUCGAACUAUGUUUGUGUCAGUGGAAAAGCUACAGAAGCCUCCACAACGUGUAAAAAUUGUGACGAGGAAGUGACUUGGGUUAGCCCUAAGAAUGGACACAGAUAAAUGAUCAAUGUGAUUUUAUUGAAUUAUUGAAUUUAGUUGAAUUAAAAGUACAGUAGACCCUUCUCUUCCGCCAUAAGUCACAGGUACUUUUGUGAUGAGCCGGCUGUAUGGCCUCAUUAUAAAGAG